AUGUCCCGGGACUUUGUGUCGCUGUGGGAGCUGGUGGAGGAGCACAUUCCGCCCCCGGAGCGGCUCGAAGUGAAGAGGGUUCUAGGGGAGGCGGUGGUGGACCUGAGCCUGGAGCUGCGGGCAGAGGUAGCGACGCUGUGCGCUCUGUGCCAGGAGGCUCGUGCCUCCCAUGCCCCCGGCUCCCGCCCCUUCUCUGACCCUGCCUCACUUUUGGCGCCGCCGCCCCACCUAAGGGAACUGGUGCGUCAGGAACUCCGGCAGCUGCUCCAGGGUCUUCGCCACAAGGCCAUCUGCGAGGGCAGGGACCAGGCCCAGGCGUGGGUCCAGUAUAGUCCCCGAGUCCUGCGCUUUGCCUUGGAGGAGCCCAGGUGUGCUCUGUCCGACCAGGGGUCGUUCCAGUUCAGAGGAGGAGGGGCACGGCACAGGGACCUCAGUGUCAUCAAGGACCAACUGAACGUGGCUGACAUUGACCAGGUCGCUGCACACCUGCGGGGCCUUCUGGAGGAGGAGUGUAACACCUUGCAGGAGGAGAUCACCAUGCUGCAGCGCUGUCUAGAAGAGGAGUUCACCAGGGCCUGCCAACCACCUGAGGCAGCCCUGGAGCCCACCCUGACAGAGCUGAAAGAACAGAAGGCAGCCAUGGUGCGGGAGCUGCAGCUCUCUCUUCAGCCUUCCCCUUUCUCUGCCAGCCACAGUGGCCCUGGCGGUAACUCCCCCACCUACCCAGGCAGCCAGCCCCGGACCCCUCCAGCCGGUCUGGGCCUCUCCAGUGCCACCUGCCUGUACCACCUUUGGAGCACUGCCCGCGGCCCCGGGGCCAGGCUGCCCUCUGCCGCUGGGGUCGAAAGCUCCAGUACAGCCCCCGGCAGCAGCCAGCCGCCAUGCCAAUGUCCAGUGUGGCACCCCAGGCCUCAGCCUGAGGGCCAGCUGCAGACCGAGGCCUAG
Ochotona curzoniae (black-lipped pika) is the source of this 945-nucleotide messenger RNA. It is a transcript of the gene CCDC24, whose product is annotated as coiled-coil domain containing 24. The transcript is spliced from 11 exons. The record is from RefSeq and is a predicted model, not a curated record. The coding region runs from base 1 to 945 and encodes 314 amino acids. NCBI's taxonomy places the organism in Eukaryota, Metazoa, Chordata, Mammalia, Lagomorpha, Ochotonidae.